This is a messenger RNA of Moneuplotes crassus, 1833 nucleotides long. The record is from the annotation of a GenBank genome assembly. Lineage: Eukaryota; Ciliophora; Spirotrichea; Euplotida; Euplotidae.
AAUGGGGAAUAGAGUAGCUGAGAGAGUGAGAGACUGGGAUCUAUUGGCAGUUCCGAUUGGGUUUAGCGUGGCAAAGAGAAGAUGGGGGUCAGGACUGGUCACAGUGGUAGUGACUUGUGGAGUUUUGGGAGUUUUAGUGGCCUGGGUGGUGGUCAUGGUGGUGCAAGGGGAGCAGAUGAAGGGAAGAAGUGAGGUUGAAACAACUACAACCACAGGAAAAUGCAGAGUUUUGAGUCCAAAGGACCCAAGGAUGCUAUUGGCUUCAAGCAUACCUUAUGACUCCUCCGCUCUGAAGUCUCUGACUACUGACUUCACAGCAUCAGAGGUCUCCUCAACUAAGGAGUGGGAGGAGAUCAACUCAGCAACACUUGCUGAAGAAAUAGAGUAUCCAUUCAGCAAUGGCUUUGCGCUAGCUAUUUGACAAAAUAAGCCCAUCAAUAAUGAAUUUGGGAGUUGGUAUGGUUUCAAAAUAGUUCCAGAUAGCCUUUCCAGUGCUUCAUUGAUAAGUUGUACCACUGACUUAUUUCCUGAAGAAGUUCGUGAAGAGUUAAGUAAAGUUGAUCUAUCAUCAUGACUUUGUGUUGAAAAUCCAGAAUCCAUUCCUAUAAGGGGGUGCCUCUGAAACCCUGACUUUCGAACUUUUGGUUUGGCCUAUUUUUCAACGAACUGUACAAAUAACUGAGACGCAAGAGAAGAGUACUUCAAUGGGAUUACUUUUACAAUGUAUUAUACUUCCGGCUACUACAACCCUUCUUCAACUCCACCUCACGGUUUUAAACUUGAAGAGCAAACAUAUUACUCAAGCUUGGACAAAACUAUAGAUAGCUAUCUCAAUCUCAGAGAGACUCAGAUCACUUCCAGUUCAGGCUCGACACAAGACUCGUUCUACACGGGUUACUCCAUUAACAUCAAUUCAGGCAGUUCGAUAGGAGGAAUCCCUCUUUUGAUUCAGGUUUUAAGAGAUAGCAUCACUAACAAAAUACAAACAACCACUAAAACAGCCUGGACACCGGUAACGGAUGGGAGGAACCUUGACAGUCAGAGUACAAGUACAACUCAAGUAAAAAUAGAGACGAAGAAGAUGAUGUUUUAUUAUAAUGUGCUAUAUGUGAUGGCUAAUAUAGGAGGCCUGCUUGCAAUCUUAUGGCUGAUCAUCACUCUACUCAUCAAACCAAUAACAAACAAGAUGCAGACUCUCGGCUUGAUAAACAAUUUCAAUAAUGAUAGAGAGUAUUUGAUAGAUAGUUACAAGAGUAUUGAACAAUGCCGGAUGGAAGAACUUGCUCAAUUUAAGAAUUCACUCAUUCAGAAAGAAAAUAGACAGGCCAUGCUGAGAAUGAACGGAUGUGAAGAAGAGGAUGAGAAAGUCCAAGAGCUGAACGGAGUUGUCCAGCAUAACUCUGGAGAUCAGAUGAAGCCUAUUGAAUCGCAAUUUGAUUCUUCAAAAUAUCCGAAAUCAAAGUCUUUGAAGAAGAGAAGCACUGCUAAAGUUUAUGCUGUUCAGGAAGAAAGUAUAGAUUCUUCUAGUCGUGAAUUUCAAAGUAAUAAGGACUUAUUCUUGUCACAAAAGAAGAAUGAAAGUGCAUACUACACAACUUGGGAUAUGCUAAGAGCUACUUUAUACUGUUGCAGGUCAAAGACUUCCAAUUCAUUAAAUUCUAAAGAUAUUAGUCUUCUGCAGGACCUCGAUUUUCUUAAUAGUGAGAGAGAUAUUAAAACCUUCCUAUCCAAAUUGACUACACUCGAAAAGAGAAAUGCUGUAUUAUCAGAAUUACUUGAAGCUAGAAUUAUCAAGAAGAAACAUUAACCUCUAAGUAAUUCUAAAAAAAUGAC